UAUUUCCUUGCUUGAAAAUUCAACACCAAUUCUCCAAAAAUGGGUUUUUGUGAGAAACUCUUCAUCAUACCAUUGCAUAUUGUGUGCGUCAUUUUGCUGAUCAUUCAAAUGGGAUUUCUAGAUGUUUAUUUGUCUACAUACAUCAACAAACUAUGGUUGAUGUGGAUUAUCGCUGACGUUGUUACGGUGGUGCUAUUUAUUACAGUGUUGGUUUUUUCAUACAUUUACAGUCGCAGAGAAAACAUUGAACCACAAAACUUCCAAGUAAUUUCAAAAGUAGAAAAGCUCCCUCUUAUUUGUAUUGCUUGGGGAGUUUAUUCCAUUGUACUUUUUCUAAAAGUGUUGUUUUGCUUUGAGAACUUUUCUGUCACAUUAGGCAAAAAGGAUAAUUUGGGUCCAAAUAUCCUAAAAUUAACGCUUGCACUUUCUGCCCCGCUCUUUCUAAUUUAUUUGCUGUGUCAGGUCAGCACCUCUCCAGACAAUGAGAAUAGGAGAUAUAUUGACAGAAUAACAUCAGGUGUUACCAUUGACAUUUUUGACACAGUUGACUUUUUGGACAUCCUUUUUGUUCACCAGUCCAAAGUACUUCUGUCAUUUGCAAUGACAAAAACGAUCUUAGGUUUUUCUUUGAUUAAUAUAUUUAUGCCUUUAAUUCCUCUGUUUCUUGUUAGUCACUCGCAUUAUGGUAAAAUCAAAUUAAGAGACAAUUUUAUGAACCUGUACCGCAUUUUAAUGAUAGUGAUAAUCAAUGUUCCAUAUUUGGUUAUUCGUUUACGCUUAAUCCAUAUCUAUGGGCACAAUAUGUCUAUAUUCCUGAUUAAGAAUUUCCUUUCAAUCUUUAUUGCUUUUAUUAAUAUCUAUGAGAGAAAACAACAGCAAAAAUUUGAAGAAAUUCCCACCAGAGCUGCCGAAGGAAGUACCACUCAGGAUAAGGUAUAA
Messenger RNA from Octopus sinensis (East Asian common octopus), 939 nucleotides. RefSeq lists its product as uncharacterized. The transcript is spliced from 2 exons. The coding region runs from base 40 to 939 and encodes 299 amino acids. Lineage: Eukaryota; Metazoa; Mollusca; Cephalopoda; Octopoda; Octopodidae. The record is from RefSeq and is a predicted model, not a curated record.